GGGAACAUCUUCAAAGUGCUGCCAAGGGUGUAUAAGUUACUGUAUUAUGUGUAUUCUCGCCGAAUAAAAAUUGUAUUGUGUCUGGUUCAGACGACCAGACGAUUUGGGUGUGGGAUAUGAAGACUGGCCAGGGAGUCGGUCCCACUUUCCACGGGCACGUCGGAAGUGUUCUGUCUGUCGCAAUCUCCCCCGACGGCAAACGCAUUGUAUCUGGUUCAGAAGACAAGACCAUCCGUGUGUGGGAUGUAGAAUUCCUUAGCCAGCCCCACCCGCCUGCAGUAUGCUUUUCACCUAACCCAUCCCACGCUCUUCAUUUCGCCUCCUCCUUUCUCCAGGAUCCCUCGACCCCAGUCUCUGUUGUUGCGAACGAGGAUGGAUGGGUUGUAGGUCCUGACGGACGCCUUCUUCUCUGGAUCUCACCCAUUUUGCACCCGGUGGUGUAUGCCCCAGGAAACACGCUGGUGAUACCCAAUCGUGCCUCGCAGUUCGAUUUGAGUCGUCUUGCGCAUGGCACGUCUUGGCAUACGUGUCGGGAACAGGAGGCUGCUUUGUCUUCGUUAUGAUACCCUUGUAUGUUGCACACGCACUACACAUGAUUCGUACCGCACUUGUUUGUCGUCAGGGCUUAUUCAGUUCACUUCGUCACGUACCAGUCGAAUUUCGCUAACUUGGGUCAUGAACGUGUUGUCCGAUUCAGAGACUGAGUCUUGAUCUCCGGUCACACAAUAGCACCAGAAGUUUCAUCUCUUCGCUUGAUCACAUCGUUCCAAUGUCCAUUAAUGACGGUCUCCACGGCGCUACGUCUGAGGCAGACCCUCGAAUCAAAGGAAGACAGUCGUGCAUAGCCCCGACCCCGAGCGCGUUCUAUUGUGUCACGGUGGC
Molecule: messenger RNA, 882 nt
Organism: Suillus discolor
Lineage: Eukaryota; Fungi; Basidiomycota; Agaricomycetes; Boletales; Suillaceae
Exons: 1
Coding region: 117-563 (148 amino acids)
Molecular function (GO): protein binding
Source: RefSeq, a predicted model, not a curated record